AUGUUCAGAACAACCGUCGAUGAGCGAAGCGCCCGUGCUACUGGAGUGGCCGCGGGUAUACAAAGGCGUCAUGGUGCAACGCAGCGGGGCGGCCCCCUCUGCAGGACGUACAGACCAAUACACGAUGUUUCCGCCCCUUGUCCGGAUGUGCAAUUUGGUAUGCAACCAGGCUUUUAUAAUUGCGGCUUGCGCAUUAGGAAGGAACUCCAGCUAGCAGACAUUUAUCCGGUCUGGGGAAAGCCAGACCACUCAGUCAUUCCGAACAAGCGAACGAUAAAGAGCCGCUGGAUAAGGCAUGUUGCGGAGAUAAAUGAAGCAACAGCUACCUUUGGGCUGGGUCCAUUAUGGCUAAGGCGCAUCAGGUUGAAGCAAGGCCUCCUGCAUCACUUAAUCUACCGGCGGGCUUACAUAGCUGACUGCUGCCCUGAAUUUUCUUCCCGUAUUCCCUAUAAUACCCGUAACUCAGGGUGUUUACUCUCACUGUCGACAUGUCGAACUGUCUUUAGGCAAAACUUUUUCCUUUGCCUUUACUCUAAACUAUGGAACAAGCUCCCCUCCCAUAUCCGUACUAUCUCAUCUCACCCCCGUAACGGUCGUCGUGGCUCGGAGAAGGGAUGCGCCGUUCCUUGGCAGCUGGUAUUGUGUGAGACAGAGAUUGCCACAGGGAAUCCUGCAGAUGUAGGCUCACGGAUAGUUUCCCUUUUGUUGGAGGACCGU
Molecule: messenger RNA, 717 nt
Organism: Opisthorchis viverrini
Lineage: Eukaryota; Metazoa; Platyhelminthes; Trematoda; Opisthorchiida; Opisthorchiidae
Exons: 4
Source: RefSeq, a predicted model, not a curated record